This is a messenger RNA of Oncorhynchus masou masou (cherry salmon), 2589 nucleotides long. RefSeq names its product proteinase-activated receptor 3-like. Lineage: Eukaryota; Metazoa; Chordata; Actinopteri; Salmoniformes; Salmonidae. The record is from RefSeq and is a predicted model, not a curated record. The transcript has 2 exons. Gene Ontology annotation, cellular component: plasma membrane. Bases 238 to 1359 code for a protein of 373 amino acids. Gene Ontology annotation, biological process: phospholipase C-activating G protein-coupled receptor signaling pathway; positive regulation of Rho protein signal transduction; thrombin-activated receptor signaling pathway. Gene Ontology annotation, molecular function: thrombin-activated receptor activity.
GGCCUGGACAUGAAAAAAAUACACUCACAAAAUGCAUACAGCCUGAUGGUUCAGUGUUAACACUAUCGGAGUGUGGGCAAUACAGUAGCCUGUCUGACCAUGUGAACCAGCAGUCUGGAUGGCCAGUUGAUCCCGCUAGUGGUUGAUCCUGCUAGUGGACAACUAGACUAUAGCAGGUCUACUGAAGAACCAGAGGACUGAGUUGGAAUAAUAACGUGGAGGAGAUAGGAGAAAGACAUGGCAAACCUAUCUGGGAUACUCUUCUGUCUGUUGGUAGGACUCUCUCUCCAGGACAAUGAGAAGAAACUCAAGACAAAAAGAACGGUCCCAGAUGUGUUGAAACCAAAGACGUUCAAAGGCAGGGGAUACCAGUCCAAUUGUACAGCUGAGACGGGGCCCCCCAGCCUGGUUCCUCUGUCCCCUGGGCUGGAUGUGAGGCUGGAGGACACUGCAGCAGCCUACACCACGGGGCUCCUCAGCACCAGGCUCAUCCCCUCAGCCUAUCUCCUGGCCAUGGCAGUGGGCAUCCCCUCUAACGCUUUCAUCCUGGCCUUCCUGAGGCUCCGGGCCAGGUCCUACUCCAUGGCUGUCCUCUACCUGAGCCUGGCACUCUCCGACCUGCUCCUCCUGCUCUCCCUGGCCCUCCGCAUCCACUACCACCUCAACGGAAACAACUGGGUGUUCGGCGAGGUGGCCUGUCGCAUCGUCACCGCCUGUUUCUACUGCAACGUCUACUGCUCUGCCCACACCAUCGCGUGCAUCAGCCUCAAGCGCUACCUUGCCGUGGUGAGGCCCUUCCUCUACAGUCGGCUGCCCAAGAAGGCCUGGACGCUGGGGGCAAGCCUGGGCAUGUGGGGCCUGUUUGGAGCAGCUGUGGUACCAGAGCUCAUGGUGAGGCAGAGCUUCUUGCUGCCCCGUAUGGGCCUCAUCACCUGCCAUGACAUACUGCCCCUGGAGGAGGAUUCCCAUGCCCUGCUGGUGCCCUACAGGCUGACACUGGUCUGCUUAGGGUUCCUCGUGCCAUUUGUGACCUGUGCCUGGACCCAUGUGGCGGUGGUGUGGCACCUGCGUCGCUCAGGCCUCGACUGGACACCCUUCAUCAGAGUCAGUACACUGGUCUUCCUCAUCUUCACUGUGUGUUUCGCUCCCAGUGGCGUCCUCCAUAUUGCCCACUAUGUGAGGCUGUCCACUAGUGGAGAGGACGGGAUGUAUGUUUACACCAGCGCUGCAGUGUGUCUGUGCUGUUUCCACAGCUGUCUGGAACCAUUCCUGUGUGUACUCAUGUCCAGGACAACCGCCUCCAGACUACGCUUUGCUUCGCUCAGAAGGACACCUCAGAGACUUGCUGUUCCGGUGUAGAGACUCUGUGUGUGUGUGUGUGUGUGUGUGUGUGUGUGUGUGUGUGUGUGUGUGUGUGUGUGUGUGUGUGUGUGUGUGUGUGUGUGUGUGUGUGUGUGUGUGUGUGUGUGUGUGUGUGUGUGUGUGUGUGUGUGUGUGUGUGUGUGUGUGUGUGAGAAAGAAGGCCCGAUUUAAAGCAAUGCUAUUCGAGUGAUAAACUGUUUUAAAACUCUGCAGCAGCUGCAAAAAAAUAAUAAUUUACAAUUAAAAAACAAGGUGACCCUCAAAAGCCAGAUGGAGUUGGGUAAAUUAGACACGCAUUCGGUCUUUAGAGUACUGUGGUAUAAGGUUAUGCUGCAGCAAACACAGGCCUACCUGUCACAAGAAAGAAGAAAAUAGUGACCAUAAUGAGAUGAUAGGUCUACAUGCAUUGUGUACUGCACUCCAUACUGAGAUGGGUCUGUCUCCACCCUAAGAAUUGAUUCAUCAUGCAGAGGUUGUAGUGAAGCCAGAUGUAGACAUUGCAUACAAUUUAACAGUUCCAUUUCAGACUAUGCUAUUCAUAUAAAUAUUUUAUUAUAAUUUACCGGUUCUCGCAGUUAUUUAUCCUGGGAAAAGAGUGGUUUUGGGUGGGAAAUCCCGGUAAAUGGGUUCCGCCAUUCUUAUGACUGACUGCAUUUCACACUACUUCUGGAUUAUAAUUGGACUGUAAAGCUCGUAUGAAUGUCCUGCUUAAUAUAAUGUUUGUGUUAUCAUCGCAAAAAUGGCACUUUGGCUAGCUUUGGUACAGUCUAUGUCAAUCAGUGUUAAUAUUCUAGUUAAUAACCUCUGCAGGAUCGGUAUCCCUAUACUGGGAUGGCUGUUGCUAACGUGCACUAACGUGACUAGAAUGACAUUGUAAGCAACAGCCAACUUUCCAAGACAUACAGUGCCUUGCAAAAGUAUUUAUCCUCCUUGGCGUUUGUCCUAUUUUGUUGCAUUACAACCUGCAAUUUAAAUGAAUUUUUAUUUUUUUAUUUGGAUUUCAUGUAAUGGACAUAAACAAAAUACUCCAAAUUGGGAAAGUGAAAUGAAAAAAAUAACCGGUUUCAAAAAAAAAAAAAAAAAAAAAAAAAAAAAAAAAAAAAAAUGAAAAUUGGUGUGUGCAUAUGUAUUCACCCCCUUUGCCAUGAAUCCCCUAAAUAAGAUCUGGUGCAAAGAAUUACCUUCAGAAGUUACGUAAUUAGUUAAAUAAAGUCCACCUGUGUGCUU